GUUGCUCACAUUCAAAGGCGGACUAGGUCUCCAUCGCAUUACAGCCGUUCGCGUUGUAUUUUCCAGUUCAAAUACAGCCACGCACUGUUGAAGUCAAUUUUCGUCUAAGUGGUUUGAGUUACACCGUAGGGCUGUCACCCCCAUUGUUGUUCUGUCGGGUUGAUAUUUGGAGAAAAUUUCGUGCCGGGGGGCCACAAUCGAUCACUUACAAUAAAGACGAUGGCGAAAACGGUCGGUUGCGGUUCGUCGUGAAUCGCGUUCCGGCAGUGUUGUAAACAUAAACCGUCGGCGCUUGCGUUUCGGAUACGCAAAGUGUUAAUAAAUAAACAUCCUCGUCCGAUUCGCAGUUGGUAGCCGCUGUUCCGAUGCCGUAAAGAUGAUUGUCCGCAGGUGCGAAAGCAAUUAGGUUCCCUUAAAAGGAGGAGUUCUAAGAGCUGACGCGUGUUAAUGUGCGAUUACCCCUAUUAGCCGCCCGGCGGGCGUUGGCCGAUAUUUUUGGAUCAAAAUUUGGAAUUAUAUUUCGUCGGGUGGGUGGACGGGACGGGAGUAAAUGUUUGGUUUACGCGACGUGCUUUGCGGGUAGAAGUAGAACGAUUUUUGAGUGGAACGGUCGCAUUGUGUGGAACUUACUAAGUGCGAUGACGAAUGGUUUGUGCUUAUCAGUUGGUCUCUUCGGUUUAGUCAUAUCAGUCGCUUGGGCUGAUAGCGUUGGUCAACUGCCUUGUGAGUUUCGUGAUUCCGUGAAUAUAAGCAGUGGGACAAGGGACUCCCAGCAGAAUUUUCUGUACGGUGGUCUCAAGUACACAUCCGAACAUUACGCUCUGAUAAACUAUGAUUACGUGAGCUUCGAUGAAGUGGUGGCAGUUCCGCCUUAUUAUAGAGGAUGCAUUUGUCAACUUACCAAUUGUGUUCGGCUUUGCUGUCCGGUGGGCAAAUGGUUUUCCAGCGAUGGUGAAAAAACAACAUGCAACAAUACCGGUAGCGAUUUGCCAUUUAAGGUGUGGGCAAACGUUAGCUCCGGCGAUGGUGCACGUGUUGCAAAUCUAGUAGACGCACCGAACUUCGGAUUUGUACAUCAAAAACCGUGUCCUGGAGUGCUUCCUGGGGAAUUAGAAGAAUGGUAUUUGGAUGAACAUGGAACAAUACAAAUAAUGGAAGACAUUAGCAUCCUGCAAGAGGAAUACUGCUUGGCAAUUUCAGACUUUGUUAGUACAGCCAUUCCGUACUUCUGUCCGCUGAUCGAGCAAGGGAAAGUGUCAUAUUCUAUCGGAAUUAUUUUAUCUAUUCCGUUCCUGCUGGCCACACUGAUCAUCUACACCUGCAUACCGGAACUCAGAAACAUACACGGCAAAUCGCUAAUAUGCUACAUCCUGGCGCUGACCUUUGCCUACGUAAUGCUUCUGUUGAUAAACUUUCAAACAUCCUUCAUUCCGUGCAAUGUGAUGGGCUAUAUGUUGUACUACUCCGUCCUGGUUAGUUUCUUUUGGCUCAACGUGAUGUGCUUCGACAUAUUUUGGACCUUCAGCAGUGGGGUCGUCAUUAAGAAUGAACAAAAACGAUUCCUACAUUAUGCACUGUACGCUUUCGGGAGUCCAACGGUGAUUUUGGUGGUCGCACUUCUCUUCGAUCACACUGAGCUGAUUACUGAGGAGUACAGGCCUCGGUUCGGAGAGUAUGGUUGUUUUAUUUUUCGGGAAAAGUUAAUAGAAUUUUUGUACUUCUACCUGCCGCUACUAAUUUUGGUUAUGGCUAACCUGUACUUUUUCGUGGUAACCGCAAUUCGCAUCAUCAGAAUUCAACGCGCAACGGAUGUUGCUCUUCGGAACGGUUCGAGGCGACACAGCAAGUUCGAAAAGGAUCGACACAGAUUCAGCCUCUAUCUGCGCUUGUUCAUCGUAAUGGGCGUAACGUGGUCAUUCGAAAUCGCUUCCUGGGCCAUCGGCAGCAGUGAUUGGUUCUUCUACGUAUCGGAUGUGUGCAACUGUUUGCUGGGUGUGAUUAUCUUUUUUCUAUUCGUUUGGAAGCAGAAGGUCAGACAGCUGGUAGCGAAAAGAAUAGGCAACCAACAGGAACUUAGACGAGUGAAGUCAAGAUCCGCAAAUACGGUUUCAUCGACCGGAGGUACCAAGUUUACCAGUAUUCAGGAUUCGGUGGACUCACAGCAGGCCGUGACUGCUUAAGGGAAGCGCUUCAAUGGAUUCGGUACGAUUUUCAGUUCGUAUUACUCGAAGGCAUUUACAAUUUUGUGCCGAGGCACAUUAAAGGUAUUGCAACGCACUCAUGAAUUUAUUAUAUUGGAGCUCGCAUAACAAAUGAAGAUGACUUUUUUAUAGACACACGGUAUAUUCGUGAGGAAAGCUUUAUAUGAAAUAAAUUGU
Messenger RNA from Malaya genurostris, 2378 nucleotides. RefSeq names its product G-protein coupled receptor Mth2-like. The transcript has 5 exons. Gene Ontology annotation, biological process: cell surface receptor signaling pathway; G protein-coupled receptor signaling pathway. Lineage: Eukaryota; Metazoa; Arthropoda; Insecta; Diptera; Culicidae. The record is from RefSeq and is a predicted model, not a curated record. The coding region runs from base 639 to 2180 and encodes 513 amino acids. Gene Ontology annotation, cellular component: membrane. Gene Ontology annotation, molecular function: G protein-coupled receptor activity.